CAGGUCGGAGCACUGUGACUUGCUGCGCUGCAUUCGUGCUGCUCACGAACCGAGCGAGCAGGGAGAACGACGCUCGCUAGUCCACACCGACAAUCCAGCGUGGGAGUGUGCGUGUGCGCGUGACACUUAUGGCACAUAACUGAUCAGGGUCGACGACUCCCUGGCUCCCUGUCCUCCACUUAAGCACCCGAGAGUGUAUGGGAAGUUCUCCUGGAUGGACCUGGGCGAAACCGGCUGGUCCAUGGUGAAGCGAGAAGCGUCCAGCAGCCCAGGGUCACCGGCCGAGCCGAGCUACCUGCAGCCCGGUGACAGCCGGCGGAGCGGCGGCAAUCACACCCCGGACGAGUUGAGGACUCCCCCGGGCGAGCUGGACGCGCUAGGCGGCCGAGCGCUCCACCCGUACGCCCAUUUCGGACAACACGGCAACCCGCUGCAGAGCACCGGCGAGGACGUUACGCUCUUUACGGAUCUAGACCAGGGCGGCAAGCUGGUCCUGUCGGGUGGCGGGGCUCAUAAAGGCCUCCUGGUGGACCCGUCAGACAUGUACCAGACGUUGGCCAUCGCCGCGGCCCAGAGCCAGAGCGGAUACGAUUCCUCCUCGGGGGGUUACAUGCACUCCAGUCCAAACUCCCCCGUGUACGUGCCGAGUUCCCGGGUGGGCUCCAUGAUACCCGGCCUGUCGUACCUGCAAGCCGGCGGCUCGGCCCAAGCCGGCCACGCGGUCUCCGGCCACUCGGUAUGGUCGCAGCCGGCCCCGGAGAGCCCUUCGUACGGCACCGGGAGCCCGCACGCCUCGUCGGGCCGUUUUCACUACCCGCCCAGUCCGCCCAUGAACAACGGCGCGAGCCGGGACAUCGGCUACGGGAACUCACUGAACGCAGCCAACCGAGCCGAGCAGUACGGGCUCUCGCGGCCGCUCGGCGGGGCCUACCCGGGGGCUUACUCACCCUACGUGGCCCCGCAGCUCUCGCAGCUGCCGUCGCCGUGGACGGGCGGGCCCUUUGACAACAGCAUGCUGCACACCUUGCAGGGCAGGGCCGCGCCCUUGAUUCGAGGACCCAACGGAGUUUCGGAUCUCCUGGAUGACAUGUCGGAGAGCAGAGAGUGCGUCAACUGCGGCUCCAUCUCCACGCCGUUGUGGAGGCGCGACGGCACUGGGCACUUCCUCUGCAACGCCUGCGGCCUUUACAGCAAGAUUAACGGCCUCAGCAGGCCGCUCAUCAAGCCGCAGAAGCGCACGUCGACGUCCCGGCGGAUCGGCUUGUCGUGCGCCAACUGCCAGACGAGCACCACGACGUUGUGGCGCAGAAACGCCGAAGGGGAGCCCGUGUGCAACGCCUGUGGUCUCUACACUAAAUUACACGGGGUACCUCGGCCGCUGGCCAUGAAGAAAGAAGGGAUACAGACUAGAAAAAGAAAACCAAAAACGCUGAAUAAAACCAAAGGGGGGUCAGGAAGCAGCAACUCUGUUGCCAUGACGCCGACGUCCACAUCGUCAUCCAAUUCUGAAGACUGCUCGAAAACCGGCUCUCCCUCCACACAGGUGUCCGGGGUCAGCUCGUCCGCACUGCCCACCUCGGGGGAAGGCUCAGUGCUCAAGUACCCGGAGAGUCUGUAUGGCGCCGUGGGCCUGGCGCAGACCACUGACGUGAGCUCGGUGAGGGGAGAGCCCUGGUGCCCCAUGGCUUUGGCUUAAGAUGAGAGCCACGGAUCCUCAUUCGGAACUACUCUGGCUCAGGAGGGGGUGCAAUGUGUGAUUCUUUGCCCCUGUGGUUGAGCUGAGAAGAAGGACCGCCACGAGGAGAUUCUCACCAAGUGCUGAAUCGCUGGAUUUUGGAGUUUGACCCUUUUGGUAGCGGUGUCAUUUUAUCGGAUGUUUUUACGGACGUACUCACCAUCACUCUGAGAACCUCCACCAGCGUGACAGUUCCUCAAAAGGGACACCCCCGCAGUGUAAAAUGGAUUUCCUUCCAGAGCAUAUGGAUACUGAAAGACCCCUUUCAUUUUUUUCUUUUUCACAACUGGAAUCAUCACGCCUAAAGAAUCAAAAGAAAAGAAUAUUUAUGAAUCUCCCUUUGUUGAGAAGAUGAUUGUAAUAAAGUUAUGGAUUUAGAAUAGAUGCUCAAACCUUUCCCAUGUCUUCUUUCCCCACAUUUGGUUCAAACAGGGUAUUGUGGAUCUAUUUCAUGAUGUUGAAAUGUUCAAAAGGCAAUGCAAAUAAUGCCAUUAAGGUACUCUUGACAUUAAAAAACAAGCAAAACUUGACUUUAAAUGCAACAUUUUUAUGCAGAAGUUGAGCAAACUAAAAAUAAAAAAGUUAUCGAUACUAAAUUGCGUUUAACUCUUGGGAUCAUUUCCUCCCAGUCAAAAUUGACGGGACGUCUAUCGUUGUCAGUAGUGCUGACACGCAUAAUAAUUGCCAUUUUAUGUGUUUUAGCCAAUUUUUGGGUGCGGAAUCUAAAUCUGAUCUCAGUUUUUUUCCUAUCAUUUCAACUAGAGUUGUCGAUAAAAGCAUUUAAAAAUGAUAUCGGAUAAUAUUGACAUUGGAUUUCAUUAUCGGUUUUAGGCCAAUGUGCAUGUUGCCUUCAAAGUGAAUUUAGAAGCCUUCUGCCUUUGUACAAGGGCUGGUCACAGCUUACCUCAGCAGUUAUGCUUAUUGACCAUUAUAUGUCUCCAAACUGUUAUUAUUUUUGGGAAAACCUUGAAGUUGUUACAUUUAUCAUUAUUAAAGCAUCCAGUGGGGCAUCGCAAUAUAAUUAGCCAUAUUAUGUUAAGUCCAGCGGCACGGUGGCUGAGUGGUUAGCACAUCUGCCUCACAGUUCUGAGAUCAAGGGUUCAAUCCCGGGCUUCGGCCUUCCUGUGUGGAGUUUGCAUGUUCUCCCCGUGCCUGCGUGGGUUUCCUCCGGGAACUCCGGUUUCCUCCCACAUCCCAAAAACAUGCAUGGUAGGCUGAUUGAAUACUCUAAAUUGUCCGUAGGUAUGAGUGUGUGCGCGAAUGGUUGUAUGUCUCCUUGUGCCCUGCGAUUGGCUGGCAACCAGUUCAGGGUGUCCCCUGCCUACUGCCCGUUGUUAGCUGGGAUAGGCUCCAGCACCUCCGCGACCCUCGUGAGGAAUAAGCGGCAUGGAAAAUGAAUGAAUGAAUGAAUGUUAAGUCCAUGACCACAUAGAUCGGUAUCGGUUUGAUAUCGGUAUCAGAUUUUUGGAGUUGGACAAUAUCGGGAUAUCAGUUGAAAAGUCAAUAUCGGACAACUUUAUUCUCAACGUUUUUUUGCCCCGCUACCAUGUUGUUACUACAUGCACACAUCUUUUGUUAAAACAUAAUAUAGUUAAAUACCACAAUUUUCACACUAAAAGGCGCAUUUGACUAUAAGCCGCCACCCACCAAAUGUGACACGAAAACGGCAUUUGUUCAUAGAUAAGUCGCACUGGACUAUACGCUUCAGCUGUCCUUACUGUAUUAUGGGAUAUUUACACCAAAACAUAUUAACUGGAAAGGCUUUAUUUGACAGUGGCAUCAUAUGACUGUCAUAAGACCAAACGACCCAUCAUGAAGCUUUGCAGCCAAUUGGUUCAUUGCUUCAAGAAGCUUCAUUUGACCAUCUCUGCUCCCAUGGGGGAGACAGUCAACCCCUUCUUCCACCUGCUGUGAACACCAUUAUUGUCCAACAUGCCUCCUAGCAUGCAUUGCAGCACUAUAGAUGUAAAUAACAAUCAAAAUUCUUGUUCUGUGCUAAUCAUUUCUUCAGUAACUCUUCCAGUUGUUUCAUUAAUUGCUAGCUAUAGUAUUGGUAACACUUUAUUCAACAGUGGCACCAUAAGACUAUCAUUAGACAAUCAUAACUAUGACAAUUAGGGUUGUUCCGAUCAUGUUUUUUUGCUCCCGAUCGAUCGUUUUAGUUUGAGUAUCUGCCGAUCCCGAUAUUUCCCGAUCCGAUUGCUUUUUUUUUGCUCCCGAUUCAAUUCCAAUCAUUCCCGAUAAUUUUUCCCGAUCAUAUACAUUUUGGCAAUGCAUUAAGAAAAAAAUGAAUAAAACUCGGACGAAUAUAUAUAUUCAACAUACAGUACAUAAGUACUGUAUUUGUUUAUUAUGACAAUAAAUCCUCAAGAUGGCAUUUACAUUAUUAACAUUCUUUCUGUGAGAGGGAUCCACGGAUAGAAAGACUUGUGACUUUGUAUAUUGUGACUAAAUAUUGCCAUGUAGUGUAUUUGUUGAGCUUUCAGUAAAUGAUACUGAAGGCCAUGCCCAAUGCAUGAUGGGAAGUGGAACCAUGACAAGUGAAACCACGACUGUGCGUAGUGCUACCAACUCAUAUAUCUUCUCUGCGAUGGGAUAUAAUUCAAGGUGUUAAGUAGAAGAGCAAUUGUUACCUUGCUUCCCCAAAUUGCUUCCCAUGAUAUUUCUAAUCGUAGGGAGAAGGAUUGUAAGGCUUUAGCCAAUUAAAAUAAGGCUCCAAAGGCUGCCAAAAUUCACUCUGUUCAUUUUACGCUGCCUUUUAGCUCUCUAUAUAGGCAAAACGGCGCCAUUAAAGAUGGAGCGCGACAAUGCGUGAGUGGGUCGUGCAGAUGAUGCAUUAAUUGCGUUAAAUAUUUUAACAUGAUAAAUGUUUUAAGAAAUUAAUUACCGCUGUUAUUGGGAUAAAUUUGAUAACCCUACCUUAAGCCUAAACUAAAGCCUCUGGAUAAGUGUAACAUAUUAUGUCUGUAACGUUAAAUACAAUUAGAAAACGAUUUAAUUUAAAAAAAUAUAUAAUAUAUAUAUUAAAAAAAGGCAUGGCCGAUAUUUUUUUGCCGAUUCCGAUACUUUGAAAAUGACGUGACAUCUCUAUUGACAUUACACUGUAAUAUACAUUAAUGAAUGCUUAUAACAGAUGUCAUUCAGUGUUAUCCGGCAAAUUAUCUCAGUGUAAAUGGAUGUAAAAGAUCCAAACUGGACAUAAAUGGGGUUAGUACAUAAUUUGCCGGAUGACACUUAAUGACAUCUGUCAUAAGCAUUCAGUAAUGCCCAUGAAAGUGUCAUGUCAUAAAUAUGACUGUCUUAUGACAGUCUUAUGACACCACUGUCAAAUAAAGUGUUACCAAAUACCAUAACAAGCAAUUAAUAAAACAACUGGAACAGUAAAUGAAUAAUAAUUAGCACAGAACAUGAAUUUUGAUUGUUAUUUUAAUCUGUAGCGCUGCAAUGCAUGCUAUGAGGGAUGGGGUAUCCAUUAAACCAAAUAAAUCAACAAAUAAGCAGCACUGGACUAAGUCCCAGAAUUAAAAAGGAUGGAAAAAGUAGCGUUUUAUACUUUGUAUUUUAUUGUAUAUAACAGUAUUUGACAAUUUUCAUCAAACAAGCACAUAUGAGUGUUUUCAUUAUUUUUUAGAAAACAGUGAUCCUAAAGUUUAAAAAACUGAACUCCGUUCGAAUUUCGCACCUAAAAAUGUGUUAAAACACCUGUUAGUCAGAAAUAGACAUAAAAAGUGUUCCUCAGUGUAAUCACUCUGCCAGCCAUCCCGGUAACAAUUCUCCAGGUAUUCCAUCUUUCUACCAAAUUCCCAAAGCACGGAAGUUAGGAUGACUAAAUUCUCUUUUUGUGUAAAUUUGAAUGCUUGUUUGUAUAUUCUCACCAUGACCAAGCUUGCAAUCAGUCCAGGGUAUACCCAGCUUCACUCACUCAAAGACAGCUGUGAUAGAAUAGAAUAGAAAAUGGAUCAAUGCAUUUUAGUUGCAGAAAGUCAACAUUCCAAAGGUGUGUUUUAUUCGCUCCGAACACAGGUGGGUGGUGUCCAAAAAUCUUGUUUUUCACUCAUUUGGAUUUAUUUAUUUGAAAUAAAUGCAUCAUUUUACAAUUGUCUUUAGCAUUUUUUAAAGGAUUUAUUUCAUUGAAAUCCAGUAACUUGUUUUGGUGUUAAUGAAAUUACGUUUUCAAAAUUAUGGUAUUCCCUCCAUUGUUGGAUAUUUAGAGGGGAAAUGAAAAAAAAAAAAAAAAAAAAGGUAUUUUCUAACAAUUAAAAUGCAACAAUUUGUUAUUCUUUUUAAGGCUGAUUUUGCUUCCACGUUUCUUUAUUAAAGCAAGGCCAAAUUCCUUCAUGAUUACAGUUUUUUAUUAUUUUUUUGCCUUAUUGUUGCAUUUAUUACAACCUGUAUGUGAAUUCAAAUGCAUAAUGCAUGUUAUCGUAAAUAACCCAAUGAAUGAAACUAAUUAACGCAUUUACUGCCAUUGAGCCACAAUACAUGUCCAUCCAUCCACCCACCCACCCACCCACCCAUCCAUCAUCUACCGCUUAAUCCGGGGUCAGGUCGCGGGAGCAGCAGCUUUAGCAGUUCCCUGCUAAAGAUUUACCGUAAUUUCCCGAAUAUAAGGCACACCCGUGUAUAACGCGCACCCCAAAUUUACUUGUAAAAUCUAGGGAAAAUUAUUGUACCCGUGUAUAACGCGCACCCUAAUUUUAGCAACAAUAAACAGAAGAAUACAAGAAAACAGCUCGUGUACAGAUACAGAAAUGCCAUUUUACUGACUGGUGAAACACAGCACAAGCAUAGCACAUUGGUAGUUCAAAACAUUACCGUAAACUGACAAUAUGUACGGUAAUAAUAUGAUCUGAUAACUUCUUGAACUUACCAGAAUCCAGGAGAAAAUAAAACAGAUGUGACUUUUCUUUUAAAGGCUGCUGUAUAACUUGCUCGUUUCAUCAUGAUGAAUAAAUGUUUCCUCCAUGCAUUGAUACGGUAAAAUGAAAGUGAGAACGUAAGUCGUAAAUCCGAGAGAGCUCAUCGCCGUCAACAUGACAGUAACAAUAGGAACUAUUGUUAUUUGGGUUUGAGUUUCCCGAGGGACAGAUAUAGUUGACGGACACAGGAAGUCUGUGAUGUGUUACGUUUGUUAUGGUCCGAGUUGCGGAGCUGCAAUAAACGUUGACUCAAAUGAGUUCAAGAAACUAAAUUCUGUGCUUUAUGAAGAGUGAAAAAAGCAGAAUUUAACACAGACGAAAUCAUUCGACCGAUCAGAGUGAAGUAUUACCGAAACAAAAUGGUGACGUCACGUACCGUAAUGGUCGGCAAUGGAUCGCGCAUACGUUUAUUCAACACAACAUGGCCGUGUCAAUUUAAAAAAAAAAAAUCGGUUUAUAUUAAGGCUGUCAAAAUUAUUGCGUUAACGAGCGGUAAUUAAUUUUUAAAAUUAAUCCCGUUAAAAUAUUUGACGCAAUUAACGCACAAAUGCCCUGCUCAAACAGAUUAAAAUGAGAGCACAGUGAAACCUGUACUUGUUGUGUUUUUCGGAGUUUUGCCGCCCUCUGCUGGCGCUUGGGUGCGACUAAUUUUAUAGGCUUCAGCACCCAUGAGCAUAGUAUAAGUAAUUAUUGACAUCAACAAUGGCGGGCUACUAGUUUAUUUUUUGAUUGAAAAUUUUACAAAUUUUAUUAAAACGAAAACAUGAAGAGGGGUUUUAAUAUAAAUUUUCUAUAACUUGUACUAAAAUUUAUCUCUUAAGAACUACAAGUGUUUCUAUCCAUAGAUCGCUUUAACAGA
This is a messenger RNA of Corythoichthys intestinalis (scribbled pipefish), 7513 nucleotides long. It is a transcript of the gene gata6, whose product is annotated as GATA binding protein 6. NCBI's taxonomy places the organism in Eukaryota, Metazoa, Chordata, Actinopteri, Syngnathiformes, Syngnathidae. The transcript is spliced from 7 exons. Gene Ontology annotation, molecular function: RNA polymerase II cis-regulatory region sequence-specific DNA binding; DNA-binding transcription factor activity, RNA polymerase II-specific; zinc ion binding. Bases 215 to 1696 code for a protein of 493 amino acids. Gene Ontology annotation, biological process: positive regulation of transcription by RNA polymerase II; epithelial cell differentiation; cell fate commitment. Gene Ontology annotation, cellular component: nucleus. The record is from RefSeq and is a predicted model, not a curated record.